AAUAUCGGUGUGAAGCUAUGUAACUUGGAAAAGAUAUUUCCUCCAUCGUUCUUCGAUGUUAUGCAACAUCUUCUUGUGCACCUUCCAGAUGAGGUAGCCUUAGGUGGUCCCGUCCAUUUUAGAUGGAUGUAUGUAUUUGAAAGAUACAUGUACCAUUUGAAGAAGAUGGUCAAAAAUAAAGCACACAUCGCUGGUUCGAUAGUUGCACAAUGGAUAAACGAGGAGAUUUCAAAUGCUUCCUCUACCUUUUUUGGACAUCCUGAAAUCAUGAGCAUUCCAGAAGGUCCGAGUGAUAUUCGCUUUUCAUACAAUUAUCCGGAUAUACCAUCCUUGUUUUACCAUGAAGGGCGAAUCAGUGGUCAAUGCUCAACUGGUUGGUUGAAUGAUGAAGAUAACACUGUUCUCCAGACAUUUAUGAUGCUCAACUGUGAAACGUUUGCUCCAUAUGAAAGGAUGUUUGAAGAAUAUAUGACUCUAAGUGUUCCUGAUAUUACUCCGGCUGCAAUGCAAAAAGCAAAAGACACCAAAUUCGCUGAGUGGUGCAAAGACUAUGUGAGUUAUUGUUUUGUAUUAUUAAGUUCCAGAACUCAUUUAAUUAAAUUUGUUAUUUAUAACAAUGUUAUUGUAUUGCAGAUUAAUGAUGCGACUCAGUUUUACACAUUUCCUAUGUGGAUGUUGGAUUUUGUACAAGGUCCUAGGCGUAGUUAUAGGUCUUGGCCAAUAUAUCACACACGUGGAUACACUUUCCACACUCAUAACCACGGUCAAAAUAAGAAAACUCAACAUUAUGGUGUAUGUGUACCUGGAACCAAUGAGACAGACUACUAUGGUCUCAUACAAGAGAUUAUGAUGGUGGAGUAUCAUGGUGAUGUUGGCUUGAAAGUUAUGGUUUUUAAAUGUUCGUGGUUUGACCCGACGGAAAAUCGCGGUAUGAGAAUACAUCCAUUUGGUCUUGUUGAUGUCUCACCACGAAGACAAUAUGCAAAAUAUGAUCCUUUCGUAUUACCAGGUAACUGUGAUCAAGCAUGUUUUAUUCCUUAUCCACGGGUACGUCGACAAUCAGUCGAUGACUGGUGGGCUUGUGCCAAAAUUUUUCCCCGAGGAAUCCGAGAAACGUCCGAAAUUGCUUUAACGGCAUGGCAAGAUGAUAGACGUGAUCAGGUUGCUGAAAGUUCAUUGUUACGGGUGGAAACACAUGUUGUUGAUGAUGUGUCCGAUUAUGAUAUUACUCCAGUGAAUCCUCCGGACGAUGAAUAUGUAUCAGAUGGUGAUGUAGAAGCAGACCGUGAUUCAGACGAUGGUUCAGAAUAGACAAAAAUAUAUUCUAAGAGUGUAAAAUAUGUAAAAUAUGUUGUAAGGUUGAAUGUAUUAAGAAAACAAGUUGUGAGGAUGAGAAAUAAGUUAUAAGAUUGUAAAAUAUAUGGUAAGGAUGAAAAAUAAUUUGUAAGGUUGUAAAAUAUAUUGUAAGGAUGAAAAAUAAUUUGGUAGGUUGUAUAAUAUUUUUGUAAGAUUAUGGAAUAUGUUGUUGAGAUAUGUUGUUGUUGUAGGAGGAGAGGUUGAUGGGUAAGAGUUUUGGGGUUAUAGUUUAGGGGUUAGAGGUUUGGUGUUUUGCGAAGUGAUUUAAACAAGGCCACGCUAACUUUCGUGGCUACACAGUGGCUAUGAUAAAUCCAAUCGGUUUGGCUCCAAUUUAUUUGGUUUUGGCUCCACAAUUGUUUUUAAUUUCGCGGUUGAUAUUAAACCAAAGCCACUGUAAUUUCGUGGGCUUUUCGUGGCUAUGACGAAAUUUGGCAAAACCAUUCGGUUUGGCUCUAAUUUUUUUGGUUUUGCCUCCAAUUGUUUUACAAUUCGCGGGUAUUAUUAAAACCGAGCCACGGUUUACUACGGUUUGAUCGUGGCUAUGCUGAAAGGGUUUUAAUCCUUUCCUCUUUCUUCUAAACACUUAGAAAAAAAUAUACUCUCUCCCGAGUCGCCCCCGACGAAAGCAAGUGUCCUCUCCGAUUCGAAGACUCGUCGUCUCUGAUUCCAACCCGCGACGUCUCUCGUUCCAAGCCGCGACGUCUUUCGUUCCCUUCUACUCUCAAGGUAGCCCUCUAUUUCUUCUUCGAGAAUCGUCUCGAUCUAGGGUCGUCGUCUCUGAUUCAGUCUCUGUCACUUGAAUGUUCUUGUUGCAUGUUUGGUUUUUGUUUCUGAUUUAGGGUUUCAGUUUUUUUCUGUUGUUACUGUCGAUUUGUUUCUUAGGGUUUUGCUUUCUCUCGAUUGUCUCUGUCUUAGAAUUGUCUCUGUUUCUUAGAGUUUCAGUUUCUUUCGGUUUUGUCUCUGUCGAUAGAGUUGUUCGAUUAAGCGAUUAAGGUUUGUUUCUGUGAUAGAGUUGUUCGUUGUCUCUGAUUCAGUCUCUGUCUCUUAAUUUUGUUGGACACUCUUAUGUGUCUUUAUUGUUUUAAUUUCUCUUUGUCUCUGUGGGUUUUUGAUUAAACUUUUUCUUCUGUUAACUGCAGAUGGCCUCAAGAAGAGGACAAGGGACAUCUCCUCCUAUGCCUCCUGGUGCCACGGGAGUGGCUGCAACCGGACAAGCUUCAUCCUCCCGUUCAAAUAGCUAUCCGCAAAUGUCUCUCAAUGCCAUGUUCAAUGCUCCUGCUAGGAUAUCCCAGCCACACCUCCAUCCUGAUAAGAUCAAUGGAGCGUUAUGGUAAGCUUUCUCUCUUAGUGUUUAACUGUCAUUAGAUUGUUUAGGCUACUCUCUGAUGUCUCUGAUGUUUGUGGUCUUUUUAGGUUUUCUAUUGACCCAUCAGUGAAUGCUUUCAUCCGUGCAACAUGGCAAGCAUACUACAUGGGACCUUGGAAGAGUUGGAGGUCUGUCCCUGACGAAAGGAGGGAUUCAUGGUGGCAGACGUUUGUGGUAAGUGAUUUACCAACUUAAAUUAACCUGUAAAUUUAUUCUUUGAUAACACUAACUGUAUUGUGUUUCAAAAAAAAAAAAA
This is a messenger RNA of Brassica rapa (field mustard), 2981 nucleotides long. RefSeq lists its product as uncharacterized. NCBI's taxonomy places the organism in Eukaryota, Viridiplantae, Streptophyta, Magnoliopsida, Brassicales, Brassicaceae. The record is from RefSeq and is a predicted model, not a curated record.